Molecule: messenger RNA, 3455 nt
Organism: Stegostoma tigrinum
Lineage: Eukaryota; Metazoa; Chordata; Chondrichthyes; Orectolobiformes; Stegostomatidae
Exons: 17
Coding region: 312-3299 (995 amino acids)
Source: RefSeq, a predicted model, not a curated record
UUCUGUGCUGGGAGCUUUACUGCUUGGUUUCUGGAUUUUUUUUCCAAUAGAAUUGUUUUUCCCCAUAAGCUAGAAUUAGCCAGCUCUGUGAUGACUGAAGCCUGAGCUGGAAAGGAAGAGGAAGCUCGCCUCUUCUGUGGUUUCACACAAGAAACUUGAAGGAUUUUCUGAGUACUGAGAGCCUCCAUUCAUUGUGUUUCUAUGCUGGGAUCCUGACUGUUUCGUCUCUGGGUCUUUUUCAAUCGAAUCGUCUUCCCGCACAAGGGGAAGGAAAUGCAUUUGAAAUGAGUCAGUGAUUCUUCUGCAGCACGAUGCUGACUGGUUUGAUACUCAGUGUCUUUGUUGUACUUUCACCUGUUUUCACACGAGGAAACUCAAAUGAUAUUUAUUUUGUGGAUGGACAAGAUAAGUUUUCAUUGAAUGGACCAGACAAUCCUGGACAGGGUCCUGUUGCCUGGGAAUGGAAACCACACUCAGGACAAAAAACACAGCAGCUGGUUACUUUCCGGAAAAACUAUUGGGCCCGGUGGGAGUCACAAUGGAGUGAAUACUAUCGAAGUAAUUUGUACAAUACGAUAAAGUGGGGUCACGAUACCGUUAGACUCGAAUUUAGAAAUCCCACAUUUAAACUUGCGGGAAAGUACACCCUGUUUCAGGCAGAACCGAUUAAAACCAUCCUGAAAGAAUACAAUGUUUUUGGGAUCAAAGUUAGCUCAAGUGCUCAGAAUCCUUACCACACGGUUGGCAGUGAUGUUACCCUCGGCUGUACCAUCUCCAAACUCUCGGAUACAGUCUGUCUCCGAUGGAAAUGGAGAGAUUCAUCUCAGAAGAACAGCAGGAAAACGGAUCAGAUACGAGUCAAUAACACAGUCUAUCUGAUGGUCAAGCAAGUUACUGUGGAGGAUGUGGAGUUGUACAUGUGUGAAGUACAGGAACAUGGAUCCAUUUUUCACACCAAGACAGUAUAUUUUUCUGUGUCCCAGUAUUUAUCUGGAAAAAAUUACACUGUUUAUCGCUCAGACACUGAUCACAAUGAACUCAACCUGGGUUGCUAUCGUGAUCCUCGCCAUUAUUCUACUUCCAACACUGCUGCGUGGAGCUGGAAAUCAGGUCUUCAAUAUCAGGAGAGAAACAUAGCUUCUGCUUCUGUGGAUCAGCCCAUCAACGUCAACAGGACUCACUUUGGGAAUCGACUAGAUCCCAGGAUGUCAUGGUUCGAUGGGCUGAAAUUCAAUCUGAGGAUUGUCCCUGUCCUGUUUGAAGAUGCAGGAGUUUAUAAAUGUUCAUUUAAUUCAUACAAAUUUGUGACCAUCACAUUAAUCACAGUUAAAGUCACAGCAGAAUCCUCUGAUGCGGAGACUGAGGGAGACUCCGUUACUCUGACCUGCUCUGUCUCUGAUGUCACUGAAUCAAUCAGACUUGUUUGGAUCAAUAAUGAUGGUAAAAUUGUUGAAGAAAAGGCAUUGAAUGGGAGGAAAAUGGAAGAGAAGUCAUUAAGGCUGAUUGUUCAGAAAGCUGACAGAGACAGAGGGAAAUGGACGUGUGUUUUGUUUCGACAAAACAUGCCUCAGGUUUCAGUCCCAUACUAUUUGGAGCUCGGUGGAAGCUUGAAUGAAGUGUAUGUUCUCCAACAGGAUGGGGACUUUCUAUUAAAAGGGCCGGACAGUCGUGGAAAUGGCUCCACUAUCUGGGAGUGGAGGUCACACUCAGGGCAACAAACUACAAAACAGUUGGGAACUUUUCACAGAGAAGGCCAGCAGUGGGCUGUAGAAUGGAGUGAUGAUUACAAUAAUAUGCCGGAUAUUUCUCAGAGAAUACAUGAGCAAUGCGGUACCCUCAAUCUGUUAAUGAGAAAUCCCACAUUUGAACUUGGAGGACUGUUCACCUGGACUCAAACACAGCCCAAUAAGAAUACCCUGAAACAGACUGAGCUAUUUGUUAUCAAAGUUGAGAUUGAUUCACAAAGGCCUGUAAUGGGCAAUGACAUCACACUCAGUUGCACCAUCUCCAGACUCUUGGAUACUGUCAGUCUUCACUGGAAACACAGGGACCCUUCUCAGCCAGACAGGAUGAUCAACACCGAUGAGAUCCAACUGAAUAACACAGUCUAUCUAAUUGUUAGACAUGCUGGUGCAGAAAAUCAGAAUUCAUAUGCAUGGGAUGUACAGGAAAAUAACUCUGUUGUUCUGACUGGAAACAUAAACAUUGUCGUGAAUCAGAAUUUACUUGGUAAAACAUAUACACUUUAUCGAUCAGUCACAGGUCACAGUGAACUCAAACUGAUUUGUGAAGUUGAUUCUAUGGAAAUUGAAACAAAAUGGACCUGGUCUUCACACUUAACAAAUGAAGAUAAAAAAAUAGCUUCCAUUUCCAAAUCAAAGCUUGUCAACAUAAACACGGCUGACUUUGGGAGUCGGUUGGUCUCUCCAGUGACCAAUUUCACUGGCACGUUUUUCUCUGUGUGGAUUGUGCCUGUCCUGUUUGAAGAUGCAGGAGUUUACAGAUGCUCUCAGGGAUCAGAUAAUUAUUUGACCAUUAAUCUGCUCACAGUAAAAAUCACAGCGGAGCCAUCUGAUGCAGUGACUGAGGGAAACACUGUUCACCUGACCUGCUCUGUCUCACAUGUUACUGAACCAAUCAGACUUGUUUGGAUCAAUAGCGAUGGUAAAAUUGUUGCAGAGAAAACAUUAAAGGAGCAGAAGCAGCAAGAGGAUAGUUUACAGCUGGUUAUUCAGGAAUUCGAUAGAGAUAGUUGGAAUUGGACAUGCAUUUUGUUUCAUCAAACCAAUCCCAAAGUUUUAAUACCUUAUCGUCUGAAGUAUAACGAACGUUAUCCUUUUCAACAUACCGAAGCCGUUGUAUUUGGGAGUCUGGGUCUUCUUCUCAUCAUUAUCCUGAUAGUGGUGCUAAGUCUGAGAAAGUGCAUGGGAGCCCGUAAACAAGGCUUGAAAAGUCAAAGAUUGAAGCCCUUGCAACAAAAGGAAGAUGUAGAAGAUAUAUCUCAGCUUUAUUCAAAUAUUAAUGAAGUCCAGCAAAUGCAAGCAGGUACAGAGUCACUAGAGCUUGGAACUAAUAGCUCUGAAUAUGCAAGUGUCAGUGGAAUGGCAAAAGCAGUCGACAUAGAAAAAGAAGAUAUUCAUUAUGGAUCUAUCAAUUUUCAGAAAACUGCACCAGGGAGCAAACAGGUAACAGAGAGAGCACAGAGCAACAAGCAACUUUCAGGAGCUGAAUUGGGUGCUUCAAAUGAAGGUGAUUCCUCUAUUAUCUAUGCACAAAUAGCAGGAGUGCAAGAUCAAUAAUCUUCAGAAGUGGCCGGAGCAGCUUGGAUUUAAGAUUUGUGAAAUAAAACGUUUUUCCUUGGGAACUGAUUCUCUCACUUCUAAGUAGAUUGAACCUUUCUUGCUGUGUACAUCCGAUGAGUUUACAUAGUCAUCACAUUACAGAUUUUAAACAUC